GGAUGGUGUCUUUAAAUGGUAAGGAUCCUCCGAAUUUUCCUAUGACAGAUUGCAUAGCCAUAGCGUGUCUCUGUCCUUUCUUUUCCUCCUGUGAAUCACCGGACAAAGGAAAACGUUAAUCUGGGGAGGGAAUCUUCAAAAAUUCCUCGUUUGAUACCUUUGGAAACAGUAAAGUAAUAUACACAUUCCUCAUUGCCGAUGGUUUAAUGCCAGUUUCCAUUCAAUUGAGUCAGGGUUGGGGGGGUAAAUUGGUUGAUAACUAGAUUAGGAGGAUUGACGUUGGUAAUUGCAUAAUUGAAUCGAAUUGAGGAGAAUGACGAUGACCACCAUACAAUCGACGCCAGGAAGCUCAGGGUAUUUGGAUUUGUUUCCUGAGCGCAAAAUGUCAUUUUUCAAGAAUCCUUAUAUUCUGGGACUCAGUGCUGUGGCUGGCAUAGGAGGCAUGCUUUUUGGCUACGACACAGGUGUGAUAUCAGGAGCCCUUCUAUAUAUUAAAGAUGAUUUUGAAGGGGUCAGAGAAAGUGAGUUGGUUCAGGAAACAAUAGUGAGCAUGGCAAUUGGGGGUGCAAUAGUUGGAGCAGCAGGAGGAGGAUGGAUAAACGAUGCUUAUGGAAGAAAGAAGGCGACUCUGAUUGCAGAUGUGAUAUUUAUUAUUGGAGCAAUAGGGAUGGCAGCAGCACCAGACCCUCAUCUUCUCAUUCUUGGACGCCUUCUUGUUGGUUUGGGUGUGGGUGUUGCCUCUGUCACCUCUCCUGUCUACAUUGCAGAAGCAUCUCCAUCUGAAAUCAGGGGUUCUUUGGUCAGCACCAAUGUUCUCAUGAUCACUGCUGGCCAGUUCCUUUCCUACAUCGUUAACCUUUCUUUCACGCGUGUGAGCGGCACAUGGCGAUGGAUGCUCGGUGUCUCUGCUUUCCCUGCAAUUCUUCAGUUUCUUCUCAUGCUCUUCCUCCCCGAGUCCCCAAGAUGGCUCUUUAUCAAGAAUAGGAAAAAUGAAGCUGUUCAUGUCCUCUCUAAGAUCUACUACGACCCUGCUCGCUUUCAUGACGAAGUUGAUUUUCUCACCACUCAGUCCGCGCAAGAGCGCCAAAGUAUCAAAUUCGGUGAUGUUUUUAGAUCUAAAGAAAUCAAACUAGCAUUCCUCGUCGGAGCUGGGCUGCAGGCUUUCCAGCAGUUCACAGGAAUAAACACAGUGAUGUACUACAGCCCUACCAUUGUCCAAAUGGCUGGUUUCAACUCUAAUGAGUUGGCUCUUCUUCUGUCUCUCAUAGUUGCCGCCAUGAAUGCUACUGGAACAAUUCUUGGCAUUUACCUAAUUGACCAUGCCGGCCGCAGAAUGUUAGCACUUUGUAGCUUAGGAGGAGUGUUUGCAUCUUUGAUCGUCUUGUCUGUCUCAUUUUUAAACGAAUCAUCAUCUUCGAGUGGAUGGCUUGCAGUGCUGGGUUUAGUCCUAUACAUAGCUUUUUUCUCGCCGGGGAUGGGGCCUGUGCCAUGGACGGUGAACUCGGAGAUAUAUCCGGAGGAAUAUAGAGGAAUUUGUGGGGGCAUGUCAGCUACUGUGUGUUGGGUUUCAAAUUUGGUUGUGUCUCAGAGCUUUCUUUCGAUUGUUGAAGCUAUAGGGAUAGGUUCCACUUUCUUGAUUCUUGCAGCUAUAUCAGUGCUUGCCUUUGUGUUUGUCCUUAUAUAUGUUCCAGAGACCAAAGGAUUGACCUUCGAUGAAGUAGAACUCAUAUGGAAGGAGAGAGCUUGGGGCAACAACUCUGACUCGCGAAACCUUCUUGCUCAAGAAUGAACGCCAAUGCGCCGCCCUAUUAUUAUCAUAUACUGUACUACUAGUUGUAAGAUAACGUGUGAAUUGUGAAAUACACGUCUAAAUUAACAAGACAAGAAAGAUACUAUUACCAAUAUUCAAUUAAGAGAGUGACACUCUACUCUCUAAAUUUUGUAUUCUAAUUUAAAUUCAUCUUAUUUACUGA
Molecule: messenger RNA, 1973 nt
Organism: Glycine soja
Lineage: Eukaryota; Viridiplantae; Streptophyta; Magnoliopsida; Fabales; Fabaceae
Product: inositol transporter 1-like
Exons: 2
Coding region: 314-1789 (491 amino acids)
Biological process (GO): transmembrane transport
Cellular component (GO): membrane
Molecular function (GO): myo-inositol:proton symporter activity
Source: RefSeq, a predicted model, not a curated record